UCACGUUGCUGCUGAUGUGGUGUUCCGAAGUUAGCGACUUUGCUCGACUCAUUCCCGACUGUUUUCGUCUCUAAACUAAUCACCUUGACUAAUUCACAAUGCCCCACUUUCAAACUUGGGAGGAGUUCGCCCGCGCAGCCGAGAAACUGUAUCUUACGGAUCCUAUGAAGGUUAGAGUGGUUCUGAAAUAUAGACACUGCGAUGGAAACCUUUGUAUUAAAGUCACGGACAACUCUGUGUGUUUGCAGUACAAGACAGACCAGGCUCAGGAUGUAAAGAAGAUUGAGAAGCUCCACGGAAAACUAAUGAGGCUCAUGGUGUCCAAGGAAACGCACAGCAGUGCAAUGGAGACGGACUAAAACCCUUUGGAAAGCUGACAAUCUAGAGCAGGACUGAGCUCAGUGUGGACACACAGAACCAGCACGCGUGAUGGAGAUCCCACAAGUCUGGGGAUUGUCGACCCGCAUGCUCCUUCAGAAAUGGAAUUCUACAUACUGUAUAUAUUUUAUGUUCUCAGGAUUUCAUUUUUCAAGUUGUUUCAUUACAAAUAUAUAGUGAUCCUGCUUUUGAAUGUCAAGCUUUCAAAUGUCCAACAGAUCAUGAUGAAAUGAAGUAGAUCUGGUAGUGAGGGGAUGGAAUUUGAGGCCUUGCCACCACAGGCAUCUUCAUUUUUCAAACAUGGCUUCAGUUAUUUUUAAUUUAAAAAACAAUCUUUUUCAAGAUAGUGUAUGAUAAAGUCAAGGCUACCUGCGUUGUGUGCCAACAGUUAAAGAAUCCGCUUCUGUCACACAGAUGUUUGAUGAAAACCUGCAUCAAGAUGCCAUCAAUCUGCUGGAUAUUUUUGUGUUACAUUUUCAAUAAAUGUCAAUUCACCCACCUACCAUUUGAGCAAGGUUUUGGUUCAAGAUGUUUGGAUAAAAGUUUCACCAUCUU
Synchiropus splendidus (mandarinfish) is the source of this 933-nucleotide messenger RNA. It is a transcript of the gene srp9, whose product is annotated as signal recognition particle 9. The record is from RefSeq and is a predicted model, not a curated record. NCBI's taxonomy places the organism in Eukaryota, Metazoa, Chordata, Actinopteri, Syngnathiformes, Callionymidae. Bases 99 to 359 code for a protein of 86 amino acids. Gene Ontology annotation, molecular function: 7S RNA binding. Gene Ontology annotation, cellular component: signal recognition particle, endoplasmic reticulum targeting. The transcript is spliced from 3 exons. Gene Ontology annotation, biological process: negative regulation of translational elongation; SRP-dependent cotranslational protein targeting to membrane.